UAACUACUCAGGAUGUGGCUGUAGUUUCCCAAUACAGUCACGUGACCUGCUUUAGCGCAGUUUUUUAUUUUCCUAAAAAAAAAGACAACGCAGAAGAUUCGAAUUCAGAAAACUUGUGUGAAACCACUCUGUUGUUGAAAGUUCAAAAUGACCUUACUGACAAGCUGGAUAUCAGUCCUAACGGCAUUUCUCCUUCUCUUAUAUUUUUGGAGAGCAAAGGUCUACGCUUCUGGAAACUCGGAGGAGGAACUAGAUUUCACAUAUGUUAUUCUAGGAGUUACUCUGGGAGCAUUUCUAGCAAUUGGUUUUGUAGCACUAAUAAUCUGCCUGAUCAAAAAACAAAUGAUUGACAAUGUCUUUGAAGGAGAAGUGAUUGACUUUGUCAUGGCAGCAAAAUUUAACAACUUUAAUGAUGACCUUAUACUGACUGCUUUGAUGGUUCCUCAUUCCGGUCUACAGGCGUUUGCUACAAGGUCAAACAUGGGAUCAAGCCAAAACAGAGAUGUCAAUGUACCAGGAAAACAAAGUACAGAUGAUCAAUAAUACUUUUGCAAUCAACAGUUACCUACUUUGAGGAUCAAUAGAAGUCUCUUGUGCACAGUCAGGAAUCUCACCAAUACCAACUCCUUUCUUUGUUCUUUAAUUGAAAGACUGAUUGAUUGAUUACAGGAAGAGCUUAUAGUGGAUGCUAACUUCAAUCACCUGCUCACAAAAAGCCUGCAGUCCCCAACAGCAUGUAUAUGAAGGAAAUGUAUAAGGAGAGGAAAAUAGAUGAGCUCUUCUCAUUAAUAGAUCCCAUUUAGUCUGCAAUAACUAGAAGAUCAAUUUCUAAAAUCAAUUAAAUACAGAGUAAUCAAAAAGGUAGCAAAACAUUUCAGCAGCAGACUUUGUGGUCACGCCCGUAUUUCAAGACGGGUAAAUAGUGACUGAAGUAACUUUAAAAAUCAUUCAUUUGAGGUUGAAGCAAAACAAGGCUUCUCAAAUGUUUCAGGAAAUACAUGUUUUACGUUAAUAGGAAAGCAAUUAAUUAUAAAGUUAUACCUUUUUUAGCUUUAGGAUAGACAUAUUUUGUGGUAGUGCUAAUUCAGCCAUUUUAAAUGAACUGUGGCCAUUUAAAAUGAAAAAUUCCUUUUUGAAAUAAUGUUUUUCAUGUUUUGUUUUUAGAACACUGAAGUGAAAAUAGUUUUUUAUACUAAACCAAAAGUUUAUAGAUAUCUGAAACAAAACAUUUCAUGUCAACAUUCUAAUGUUGACAAACAUUAGCUAAUCUAAACAAACAAGCUAAUCUGACAUUUGCAAAAUUCAACCAACCCUGGUUUUCAGUAUAAAACAAUACACUAAGUUCAAUCAGAAUCUGUGAACAAUUUCAGUUUCCCAGCUCCUUCAUUAUUCUUCUAGCCUUAUAUAUUCUGUUGAAUUUGAUUUCAUCAAAAUUGUUUUGCCUGGCUCCAAUAACACGCUUCUGACAGUGGGAGUGACAAUAAGAAAAAUUACAUUUUUUUUUCUCAGAAUAUUUAUAAUAGUUUAAGUAAUUUCGAAUGCUUGAAACCAAGUUCCUUUUUAAACUCAUUCCAACUUUCAUCAAAGCUGUGAGCUUGUGGCUCUGGUCGCAGUUCAGAAAAUAAUACUAAAGAUUCUAUUCUGUUUAAUCUACUUCUUUCAAGAAUGCUGUAUUAUAACAGAUAUUGUCAUCACAAGGUGCAAGAAAAGCAAGAAGAUUUUUGUAUUUCAAGCCAGGUGUUCCUUUCAGCUUGUGAGGAUAGGAGAGCAAAUGUCAGCUGUGGGUGCUCUGGGAGCAUUUGGCUAGCAGCAAUGCCAUGCUGGGUGUCCUCUGCUAUUCCUACAGCUCCUUCCAGGAAAACCAGCAGGACUCAAGAGACUUGACAGCCUCAGGUAGACAGCAUGCAGAGCAUUAAGCAAUGUCACAGUAUUUCACAGGCAUAGCUAUUAUGUUGUAGCAUUACAGAACUACCCCAAAAAGGAUGUUAUUUUAUUGCAACUUAUAAAUAACUACUAUCCAGAUCCAAAGAUCACAAACUAUAAAUAGAUGGAUCUUCCUAAACUUUUAGCUCAGGUCAAUGUCCAUAGACAUAUUGAUUUUUUAAAUCUCUCAUCUAACAUACAAUCCUAAAAUUAACUUUUAAACUAGUGUCUGCUCUCAGUUAUGCUGUGUGGCAGAUCAUAAUAAAUAAAGUUCUUAAUGGUUCUUCACUACUGUAGUGUAACAGAACUUAUCCAACUUAAAAUAAAGAAAAAGGCAAAUGUUAGACUGAAGCCCAGCCCAUCCAAUAAUCAACUUUCAGAUAGUGAAGAGCUGCAAUUAACCCCACACAUUAAAGGCAGGGCUGAAGUGCAGAUUUACCAGAAUUUUGUUUCUAUGAAGAACAAGCUACUGUACUCCACGUAACUGUAAAUGAAAGGACUUGAAUAUGUUUUUAUUCUGACCUUAGCAAAGCAGGUAAUUUUUGAAAUGCCUAAAGGAAACCGGGUGGUAAUGUUUCCACACAUUUUGAACAACAAAAUGUAAGGUUUAUUUUCAGAAAAAAAAUGAUGUAUUGGAAUAAUUUCCCUGGAUUCCUAGAUAUCUUUUACCGAGUUCAGUAACACUGCAGUUCAUUAGUAGCAUUUGCUAAGAGAUAAACUGAAACAGUAAUGUGAUACUUGUAAGUAAUUGCGUGUGUGUACAUGUGUAAGUGAAUAAACCAUCUUGUAAGUUAUCUGUUAAUUGA
Cuculus canorus (common cuckoo) is the source of this 2729-nucleotide messenger RNA. RefSeq names its product transmembrane protein 273 (gene TMEM273). NCBI's taxonomy places the organism in Eukaryota, Metazoa, Chordata, Aves, Cuculiformes, Cuculidae. The transcript is spliced from 6 exons. The record is from RefSeq and is a predicted model, not a curated record. Bases 148 to 543 code for a protein of 131 amino acids.